UCUUUUUUUCUUGAUAACAUGGAUAAGGGUUAUCCUUCAAAGAAUGCGUCAGUCAAGGACUAACCGGACCCAUGCAACGACCCCUGCAAAAAAAAUUAUAAAUAUAAAUUUCGUUUUAAAGGAGAAUAUUCCGAUGAAAACAUAGAUGGACGGGGGCCGAUUGAUUUUCGUGGCUAUCCAACUCUUUCUUUUAGUGCUAAAAACAACAACAAAAACGAAAAUUGUAAUCUGUUAAUUCAGUAAGUGUAGCUCGUGUAGAUACAUCAUGCUCAUUCUGAAAUGUUACUACAGCUCAUGGCUGUUUUUAUGGUAUCCCUGUGUUGACWGUCUUGUGAUACAAGAAUCCAAAAUGGCGGGUAUGUCAGCAGUGAGUGCAGGAGCAAAAGGUCGCCUUAUUGCCGUCAUCGGGGAUGAAGAUACGUGUACUGGUUUUCUUUUGGGGGGAAUUGGAGAGAUCAAUGCCAAAAGACAAAAAAAUUUCUUUGUCGUUGGCAAAGAAACGUCUGUCAGUGAAAUUGAAGACAAGUUUCGUGAAUUUGUGAAUAGAAAAGAUAUUGCUAUUCUUCUUAUAAAUCAGAAUAUUGCAGAGGAAAUACGUCAUGUGUUAGACGGAUAUGAAAGUGCAAUCCCUGCUGUAUUAGAAAUYCCGUCUAAAGAACAUCCAUAUGAUCCAUCAAAGGAUUCCAUUCUUAGAAGAGCAAAGGGUCUAUUCAGCGCAGAAGACUUCAAGUAAACAUARCUAGACUCUUACAUAAAAUUGUCUUCAAAUUAUUUAUGAACUUUGAAUUGAUGAAAUAGCUUGAUUAAUGUCGAUGCCAUUUUUUGUCAAUUAUUYCUGCUUUGCAGUCGUAAUUCUAGCCUGAGUUCAUCCAGMGUUUACCCGUAAACACGACRGUUAAUUUUGAAAAUAWACCGGAUGUACGCAGGCUAUCGUAAUUCAGUCAAAAGACAAAAAAUUGGCAUCCRUACUAUUGGCUUAAUUASAGACAAUAAUUGAAAAAUUAUUUUCUUUCUUUUUUCAAAAAUCAUUUUCAGCAAGUAAGAAAUAUGAAAGAAUAUUGUCCAGUACAGUAAUUCAUAUUCGUCAUAUUAGCACUUUCCUAUUCAAAUAAUUAUUGUAUAUAAGCAGAGGAACAAAAAGGUUUUUCAUCAGGGUUUUAAGGAGGCAGUGCCAAUAACUAGGGAUCUUUUUGCAAUUGUAUUUAGAUACUUGUCACGGCAAAGUUUUUAUCAUGGAUUUCAGGGAUUAAAAUCAAGCGUGCAAAAGCGACACUGAUUAGCUUAAGAUUAAAAUGUAACAUUUGCCAGUAACUUAAAAUCCCUGAAAUCCCUGAUAAAGACUUUGCCGUGUCAAGUAUUGCAGCUUCAUAGCCUCCUUUGCAGCCUUCUCCAGAGUAAACAGGAUUAUAUGUCCUUUUGGUCAAGCUGUKACUUAACAAAGGAAUCCCAUGGAGUGGAGUUGCUUGUGAAGGAGGCUCKUAGCUUCAAUUUCUCACAUAUCACUUUAUAAUAGCAAGCCAAAUGUGAUAGUUCUUUAAGACAAAUCAGAGAACACUUAGAUUGCAGCCAUCAACGUUUGGUKUUUAAGAUGCUUCAAUUUUGUGCAUUGAGAACAUGAGAAAAUGGYUUUGAUUGGUUCUUCUUGUGAUUGACARAUAGGUGACCAUAGUUUGUUGAUGUUUAUUUUGCAGUAAGAAUUUUAUUCAACAAUUGGCCAUAAAUUUAAAACUAAACUCUUAAAUUUUAAAAUYGUUCUGAAAAUUAGCAACAAGCAAACAAUUCUAAACAGGAAAACAGCUGAUUAAAUAUAUAAAAAGUACUAUUAUUAACGUACACUUUAAAUUUAUCAAAAUCAUUGUAGUGUAUGAGUGUAUGGUAGGGUAAUUAUUGUAAGCGAAUUUUUUCCAACGAAUAAAUUUCCAAAUUUCAAAGGGUUUAAAAUGUAAAA
This is a messenger RNA of Exaiptasia diaphana, 1948 nucleotides long. RefSeq names its product V-type proton ATPase subunit F. Gene Ontology annotation, molecular function: proton-transporting ATPase activity, rotational mechanism. Lineage: Eukaryota; Metazoa; Cnidaria; Anthozoa; Actiniaria; Aiptasiidae. The record is from RefSeq and is a predicted model, not a curated record. The transcript has 5 exons. Gene Ontology annotation, cellular component: membrane; proton-transporting V-type ATPase, V1 domain. Gene Ontology annotation, biological process: proton transmembrane transport. The coding region runs from base 266 to 733 and encodes 155 amino acids.